This is a messenger RNA of Eutrema salsugineum, 780 nucleotides long. RefSeq names its product cysteine-rich repeat secretory protein 34. The transcript is spliced from 2 exons. The record is from RefSeq and is a predicted model, not a curated record. Bases 1 to 780 code for a protein of 259 amino acids. Lineage: Eukaryota; Viridiplantae; Streptophyta; Magnoliopsida; Brassicales; Brassicaceae.
AUGUAUUCUUCAUUUUCUCUACCCAACCGCUACGUUUCUAUUCCCAUCUUGGCCAUAAAUCUCUUUCUUAUACACAUUGUUUCAUCCCUCAACCUUACCAAUGAGUAUCUCAACCACAAAUGCCUCGUUAGUCAAGGGAAAUAUAAACCUGGAAGUAAGUACGAGUACAACCUGUACGGUCUCUUCCGUGACAUCGCUAAGAAACCUUAUCUUCAGGUCGGUUUCUCACACACAACUUCUAAUACCGGUCCCGAUGCUGUCACCAUUAUAUUCCAGUGCCGUGGUGACUCCUACGGGUCUCAUUGCCGUUCCUGUGCUGCCACCGCCGUUCACGGGUAUCUUCAGAGGUGCCCAGGAAACAAAGGGGGAACAAUAUGGUACGACCAAUGUUUUCUCGAUGUUAGUAUGAUCAAUGACAAAGCCCCAAGGAAAAUCAAUUACGAGAAUAUAUUCUCUAUGCACAACCCAAACGACGUGAUAGGGGAUAGAGAAUCGUUUAAGAAAGAGACGAGGGAUCUCUUCUACGAGCUAAUUCUGAAAGCUGAUAUACCAACCGCGGACGGCAACAACUUCCUAUAUUACGCGGCAGGGGAGAAAAAGAUCGGGAGGAAUAAACUGUAUGCAAUGGUGCAGUGUGCGCAUGACAUAUUAGAUUGCAAAGGUUGUUUGGAAUGGAGUAUUAAGGAGCUUUCUAAGAGCUCCGACGGUAAACAAGGAGCGAGAGUUUUAGGUACGAUAUGUAAUAUAAGGUAUGAGCUAUACCCUUUCCUUAGAAAUUAA